AUGUUCAAGGAUCAACUAUUUACCGGCUCCGCGCAGCACAUUCUGUGGCCGAUGUAUGUGCCGAAAGAUGGCAACGUGAGGCGUACCACCACCGCAUCUGUUUUUCACAUUGUUAUACAGUACCCUGCCAGUGGUUGGAUGCUGCUGGGAGACUGCUUUCUGGGGAUUACUUCCCAAGUCGUGUGGUUGUUAGACGAGCAUCAGGGUAUUAGCUGUAGUGGCAAGAAGUAGGGCACUCAGAACGAAAGUUCGAACACGAAGGAGAUCGAACGCCCGUGUUUAUUUUGUGGAACGAGGGAGUCAUUCAUGACUUCUGCAGUCCACGCGUUUUCUUGACCCAGUUCACCCCUGGAGCCUGUGUUGGCUGAUACCAAACUGGGUCACAUUUUUUUUUUUUUUUUUGACGUACGUUUUGUGCGUUUUUUUAGUGGCGUGCCGGGGUCGUGAGAUAAUUCCGACCCGACUGGAUUGCCUUGGUUUGCAGUCUUGCCCUAGAGCACGGUGGUCGUGCUGUGAAGUACGUGCGAAGUUUCUAGCAUGAUCUUUUUUAGCGGAGCCUGCGGUGCAUUCUACACGCACGCGUCGUCUUCCAUAUUCGAGGCCGUGUGUGGCCUGGCUCCUUCGCGACGCCCACACUUACUUACAUCGAUGACCGUGUUUUCCUUGUGUACUUCCUCUUGCUAGCGGAUGCACUGUGCGUCUGCGCCAAAGAAUUGCAGUGCGCCAUCCCCAUACCAUAUCCUUCAGUCUUUUUUUUUUUUGCGCAGGUGUGCUAUGAGAUACUCUCUAGCUGUGAGUUGUGCCUCGUAGAUUCAGAAGGCUAGCAAGCACCGUGCUUUUUUUGUGCCGCCUGGCGUUUAUUUCGUGACGCCUUGUUGUGUCUUUUUUACCCAAUGUAGAGUUUCGAUUGAUGUUCUACAAGGGUGUAGUCUGCUAGAUGCGCGCGGACUGCUUCCGUGACGAUGUAUUGA
Messenger RNA from Ectocarpus siliculosus, 971 nucleotides. NCBI's taxonomy places the organism in Eukaryota, Phaeophyceae, Ectocarpales, Ectocarpaceae. The record is from the annotation of a GenBank genome assembly.